This is a messenger RNA of Ophidiomyces ophidiicola, 3600 nucleotides long. RefSeq lists its product as uncharacterized. The coding region runs from base 1 to 3600 and encodes 1199 amino acids. Gene Ontology annotation, biological process: transmembrane transport. The transcript has 3 exons. The record is from RefSeq and is a predicted model, not a curated record. Lineage: Eukaryota; Fungi; Ascomycota; Eurotiomycetes; Onygenales; Onygenaceae.
AUGAAGAGCCCUGGCCGCCGUACUGCUACUGCUGCCCUGCCGCUCGACUCGCCCCGGGAGACCGAUCUGGCCCUGCAAUGCCUCACGCGGCCCCGUCGAGUGUGGAAUAGCGACGCGCGCUGUUGUGGUGGUCGUCUUCGUCGUCGCCGGAUGGAUCGUACAACAACAAGAUCUCCAUCGUCAUCGUUAUCACCCUCCUCGCUGCUGCUGCGGCGGCGCUGUCCAGCGCCCCUCCUCGCCCUCCUCCAGACCGUCGCUGUGCUCCUCCUGCUACUCGCGCCCGUGCACGCGGCCUCCGUUCCUUUCCAUAACUGCCUGCCCGAAUCGAUCGUGAGAUCGCAGCCCGUCCGUCUGCAAUUCAUACCCCUCUACGUCUCGGCGACUCUCGCCGCUUCGCCGCAGAGGCGCACCCUGAACGUCACCGUCUACGGCAAUGUGACGGGCCUGACGACCCGUGAGGACUAUCCGCUGCCCGACGACCCCCGGUGGUCGAAUCCCAAUGUCACCACCGGCAAGAUCCUGAAUGUCGAGCCGUCGACGAACGUGUUUACGACCUUUUUCGCUCGUCUGGAUGUGUUGAGUUUCACGGUCUACAAGGCGAAUUCGCGUCCGUUCUGUGAGACGGUGGUGCAGGGACAGUGCCCGAUGGGCCCGGUGUUCCAUGCCAACGCAUCGGACAUCUCGCGUCUACGGGCCUUCUCAUUCUCGCAUGACCUCUUCUCAUCAUAUUCCUUCGCUUCAAUACUUCCCACGUUUCAAGUGAAUUCCGGCGACCAGGCCGGAACACCCAUUGCUUGCGUCGCCGCUGACAUAGUACCGGACCUAGGCCGCUCUCUCACCAAUGUCCUCACGUAUAUUCCACUGGUCGUUUUGAUAAUAGUUGGGUUUGCCACUAUAUCUGCCGCGAUCUUCAGCCCAUGGGGUACUUCAGAUAUUUUUCGGUGGACCAGCAACUAUGGCCGGGACGAAGAUCUGCUUCGUCUCGUCACGCCGGGAUUUGGGGACUGUUUGCAGUAUAUUCAAUUCAUUAUUCUAACCAGCUCCCUGACACUAGACUAUCCUGGCUUCUUCCAGCCUGCUACAAGUAAAGUGGGUUGGUCCGCGCUGAUGUUCAAUGAGAGCUUGGUGAGCCAUGGAACUGGCGUUCAAUCACUUCAGGAUGGACUAUACACUGUCAAUGGCACCUACGGACUUGAUCGUAUGAGACAAUAUGUUGGCAUGACGGCUCCCAAAGAUGUAUGGGCGGGCAUGGUGGUAUGGCUGCUCUCCAUCAUCGCCGGUGUCACCCUGCUCACCCAACUUGUCUUCUCUUUCCAAUGGAUACACCGCAAAAUCGCCCAUGAGCCAGAGGAGGACCUGCGAUCGAAAAAUCUGCCGUUUACCCUUGGAAACGUCAUUCGUAUCGUGUUCAACUACUUCUUAUUACCCAUCGUGUCCUUGUCAAUGUUCCAGUUCGUCAAAGCCAGCUCUUCACCUAUACUUACCGUCGCUUUGGCUACUCUUCUGCUUGUUUUUCUGGUCCUCUUUGCCGGCUGGCUUCUGAUUCUUAUCGCCAAAACACGACCCCGGUCAUAUCUCUUCGACGAUCUCCCCACCGUCCUUCUUUACGGCCCUUUGUACAACACCUUUUCGGAUAGCGCUGCACCCUUUGCAUGGAUUUCAGUUCUCCUUACAUUCAUCCGAGGAAUCGCGAUCGGCGCGGUCCAGCCAUCUGGCAUCGCGCAGAUAGUAUUACUCGCCAUUUGCGAAGUGACCCUUGUUCUUACCAUUGCAGCAUUUCGGCCUUUUGAAUAUCCCACGUCCAUGAAUUCAUAUUAUACUGUUCUUUCCAUCAUCCGAUUUCUGACAAUUAUUCUGUGUGUCGCUUUUGUUCCGUCUUUGGAAGUGUCCGCUUCCUCCAGAGGUUGGAUCGGUUAUAUUAUUCUUGUAAUGCACGGGGUCGUUUUGCUUUUUGGCUUCUUUCUCAAUGCAAUCCAAACGUUGAUUGAGGUUGCUGCUCGUUUGCUUGGUGCUGGUGGUGAGGGAGGUGUUGAAGGAGGGGCUGCUAGAGGAGGCCUUUCUAAAGUUUUCGGUAUGCGUCAACUUUCCCGUCGAACGUCCAGGCGCCGCCAUGUUCCACGACAUAGCAUAAAUUCGGAGGCAGCGAUGCUAGGAAGUGACAUGGAAAGACCGUCCACGCAAUUGGACGGAGAUCGAGCCCGCAGCUUUUCCGGCAGCUCUGCAAUUCUUCUAGGCAGGCCUGGUGCUGGAAGCAGGAUGAGCACUGGAUUGGAAUCCAACAGUGCCUACGGCGUAGCGAACAGCCGGGGUGAUGGAAGCGUGCCAUACACCCCAACGACGCCCGCCACCGCCGGCGCAUUCCCUGGUGCAGGACGACACUCGGGAACCGGCUCGCCACGAACUGGCCUUGUGAAGCUUAAACAUGCGGAGACGGCUGAUCACUUCUAUCGACCUCCUAGACAGCGCCGUGCCACGCUCGACGGAAUGUCGCCAUCCAGCCAGCGACAUACAUCGUGGGGUAAUUGGAGUAAACGAGAUUCGAAUCAGACUGUGGGCGGGGAUGAGAUUGACGUAGUCGACGGUCCUUCGGUAUCGGGCCGAGGAACGCCUGCUCCUGCGUACCUGGGUGUCUCUAAAGAUGAUCCUGAUGGAGAGGAGGAUCCGCGCCAACCUAGAACUGACUAUGCUGUUCGUGAAGCCGACUUUUUCUAUCGUGUUCGCGGUCCCGCGCUGUCCAAGGCUCCUGCUCGUAAGCUGAAGACUGGUCCGGCCGACCCGACUGGGCCCGUCUCGUCUGCCACGGGCUGGUUGCGGGGUCUCUUCAGAGGCAAAACGAAGGAGCAAGGACGAGGCUUCGAGGUUGUUCGCAGCGCCCGUGCACCUGUUCCUGGGGUGAUGCUUCCUGAGGAACCGGACGUGUUUCCCGAACCUUACCGGGACGAUCCCGAGCCUGCAGGGAGCAAAGCCAGGGAUGCGGAGGCAGACGCAGGGGCCGGGCAGGGUAGUGAAGCCGAAACUGAGCAUAAAAAUACGACGAAUGUUGCCCCGGAAGCUCCGUCGUUGCCUCCAAUCGUCGCCACCGAUGCCAUUGAGUUGCCGAGUCGGGUGGGCACCAAGCGAGAGCCCCCAGAGCUCCAGGGCCUGCGAAUACGACCGCCCACGAUCCCGCGACGCAGCUCGAAGCGGAAUUCUUCGACGGACAUUGACCGUUCCACCGACAAUGCUGCAAAGGACACUGGCCCUCACCCGGAUUCCAGUGCAGAGUCCGAGGUAGAAACGCCGAAAGCAAAGACUAAACUGUUGCAGGACCCCGGUCGCCUGCCCUUCGCAUCCAAAUCGUCGUCAACCCCCAGUGACCAAAUAUCUUCGACCUCCACCGCAUCAAGCAUACACCACCCUCUUGAUGACAACCCAGCCACCCCUCGCCCUGCCCACCGCAGCAGAAGGUCCGGCCCGGAGCGCUAUUUGUCGAAACGAGCCGACCGGCCAUCAAGUUUAGGAUACGUCCAGCAACAUCGAGCCAGCGAUCACAUCUACAACGCGAACUCGGCCAACUCGCCGUUUUCUGAGAGCACGGCUGAGAUUGUUAGAGAGCCUUGA